AUGUCGAGCAGGGUCGCCACCUCCGCCGCCGCGAGCGCCGCAGCGGGCAUGAUCAAGCUCUCGCCGAGCGUGUACUUCCUUCCUCCCCUUCCGCCCGCGCCGGGCCGCAGACCCACCCCUCCCCCCGCCGACUCGGUCUCCUCGCUUGCGGCGUCCACUACGACGCUCGGGUCGUCAAUCUCGGACAUUGGAAAGGACUCGGUAUACUCUGCCCCCUCUGCUGAGUCCACCACCACCUCCAACAGCUCCUCGAGCGCGUCCAGCGACAGCGGCAGCGCGGCCGUGCCCCGCCGCGACCCCGGGCUCAUUCUUCUCGGCACCUGGAUGGGAGCGGCCCCGAAGCAUAUCCAGAAAUACACGGAUGCGUACCGCCAUCUCUUUCCCAGCAGCCCGAUCCUACUCGUGCGCAGCGAGCCGACAGACUUCAUGAAGCCGCGUGCCGCCCGGGAGAACCUGCGUCCUGCCGCGCGCCUCGUCGAGGCGUACGCUUCCAACCCUCUCCUGCCCCUCGCCGUGCCCUCUCCUGUCUCCGCCGACGCCAAGACCGAGGCCGGUGCCAGCGGCGUGUCGAAGGACUUGCUGAAGAAGACGGGCCUCGACAAGCCGGAACGCAGCAACGCCGGCGGCCCCAUGCUAGUUCACGUCUGGAGCAACGGCGGCAGCAACUCUCUCUGGGGCAUCCGGCGGCAAUCGAGCGUCUUCCCACGCUACAAGCUGAUCAUGGACUCCUGCCCCGGCCAGUUCCACUACAAGGCGACCUUCACUGCCUUCAGCCUCACAAUCCCCUAUCCCUGGCUGAGGCGGCUGCUCGCGCCGCUGAUCCACUUCAUGUGCUGCUGGUUCUGGCUGCGGCUGCGUAUGCCGGGCUUCUCGAGGCUGAUCGGCGGCGAGGGACAGGGCGGCCCGCUCCGCCUCAGCGCUGACUCGCACAAUGACCCGAAGCUCCUCGGCGUGGAUCGGGGACGGACGUACAUCUACUCGGACGAGGAUGCGCUCGUGCCCAGCGCCGAUGUCGAGGAGCACGCGCACCAGGCCAUCGAUAGGGGAUUCAACGUCAGGCUCGAAAAGUUCAAGGGUAGCCAGCACGUCGCGCACGCCAAGAAGGAUCCGGAGAGGUAUUGGCGCCUUGUGCGGCAGACUUGGAACGGGGGGCUGGAUGGGGAGGGCCUGACGCCGCAGCAGGAGCAGAAGGAGAAGCAGCGACUGGACAAUCAUUACAGAGACCAAGCUCAGGCUUAA
Messenger RNA from Trichosporon asahii var. asahii CBS 2479, 1239 nucleotides. RefSeq lists its product as uncharacterized. Bases 1 to 1239 code for a protein of 412 amino acids. The transcript has a single exon. The record is from RefSeq and is a predicted model, not a curated record. Lineage: Eukaryota; Fungi; Basidiomycota; Tremellomycetes; Trichosporonales; Trichosporonaceae.